Haliotis rubra (blacklip abalone) is the source of this 2468-nucleotide messenger RNA. RefSeq lists its product as uncharacterized. The coding region runs from base 411 to 1109 and encodes 232 amino acids. The record is from RefSeq and is a predicted model, not a curated record. The transcript is spliced from 2 exons. NCBI's taxonomy places the organism in Eukaryota, Metazoa, Mollusca, Gastropoda, Lepetellida, Haliotidae.
AUACAGAUUAUGUACUUUUGAGACGACCCCUUUAAUGUUGUUUAUGUGUAACCUCCCUUGAAACAAGUAUUUUGUCGAUAGAUGGCGAAGGGGGGACAAUCCUUAUGGGUAAAUAUGUCUGCUAAAUGUUUUGUUCUGUACAUUUAGUUCGUUUUGCUGAACCAGUGAUUUGAACAGCUGACCCUUAAUUAGUGGAAUUGUUCAAAUAACAAAUAUAUCAGCAAAUACGUAUUCUGUUCGAGGGUCCAAUGUGUAGUAAGGUGUUAUCGCUGACAACGAGAUCAAGUUUAGGCACUCGUUUCGUUGUUAUUCGCCGAGUCUACAGGUCUGUUGAUGGCGUCUGCUCCAAAGUAUCAGUGACUGGGAUCAGUCCUUUGUUUAACUCUAAUUAGUGCGGGAAAUGAGCAGGAAUGCGUAAAACAAAGGCCCUUCUCUCGCGAAAAAUCGGACCAGCUUUUAGGUUGUUGAGGUACAAAAUGGUGGAUUCUGCUGACAAGAUGAAAAUUAAACAGGAAGUGCAAGAUGUUCAUGACAACAUGGCAAAUGCAGAGACACAAACAAGAGAUGGGACAAGCCAUGACAGUUUAUCAAAUGAUGCAACAAGGGACAGGAGUACUGUCAAUAAGACAGAUAGAGGUACAGACAGCAGUCAUCUCCAUGAUCGUCAAGAACAGGUUACGGACAAACACUCUUCCAGACAAAGUUUCACAGUCAGUGGGACAAAUCAGAUCAUGUUGAAUUCCCAGCAGUCAGUAGUGAUGAGAAAUGGCUUUACUCAGGAGAAAAACAUCUCAGCCAGUGAAACAGAUCACACCAGAAUACCACAAAAUUCAAUAAUAAUGGCUGAUAGGGAAAUUGCAAUUAAGUUGGAACGUUCAGACAAUGAGGUAGAAUCUGAAUCCAUUAAAGUUGAACAGUCUCAGUAUCAUGAGACUGGCGGAAUGAAUUCAGGUGAUGUUUUCAUGAGGUCUGAUUCCUCAUUUCCGUCAGAAGUGACGAUUAAAGAGGAAGACGAUCUUCAACAGGUAACAACCAAUCAAGGGGAGAAUGCGAACAAAACUCUCAACACAGGGUUCAUUAAUAAGCGAACCCGCGGCCUAGGAAAAUAGGAUCAGAUCAGUUGUCUUCCCAGCUUCAGGAAAGGAAGCUGUCCUCUUCCAGUGUUGUCGUAAUCACACCAGAAACAAUAGGAACUGAAGUAGACUUAAACUCGGACAGAAGGAUAUUUUCACAAAGAGUCACAUCACAGAGUGACCAAUCAGAUGAGCCGUUACUGAAGAAAAUCAAACAAGAGCCAUCCGACGACCCAGGGGUUCACAUUAUGCAUAGCGUGAAACCAUCACAUGGUAUUUUAAGAUGUGUCUUUUGUGGGAGCAAAUUUGCCCAGAUUGUUCGAUUCAGGCAUCAUAUGAAAACGCAUUGUGAACGAAAACCGUAUUUGUGUGGAAAAUGUGAUAAUGGCUACUACUUUCUCAAAGAUCUCCAUGAUCACUUCAGAAACAGCCACUGGAAACAGGUGCAGUAUUCAUGUAGCGUCUGCAAGGAGUAUGUCAGAUCAGAACAAAAACUUGCUACCCAUUUGACAAACUGUCACCCGACUGACCUGCUUUUUUGUGGGAUCUGUGGUCUCGUGCCAAAUACUGAUCAGAACUUUCUAAAUCAUUUGCAAAUUCAUACAAACAAACCAUCAGGAAAGUGUGGAGUGUGCUUGAAAGUGUAUACUGAGUGCAGUGAGCUGGAAUUACAUCUGAAGCAGCAUUUUGAGCAAGGACAGUACAUGUGCACCAAGUGUAACCAAACUUUUAAGACUGCUGUAGAGUUUUCAAAACAUGCAAAGCUUCAUUGUGGGGUAAAUCCCUUUCCUUGUGAGCAGUGUGGGCGCCGAUUCCGAACCAAAAUGGACCUACAUGUGCACGUGUCCAUCAUGCACAUCAUGCACAGUCUCCACGUGUGUGAGUUGUGCAACACUAAAUUUUCUGGGAUACAGCAGCUAAAAAGCCACAUGCAUGUUCACACCACAUAUGAAUGUAAUUUCUGUGGAAAUGUCUAUAACAAAGAUGAACAUCUAAAAUCACAUAUGAAAACACAUACGGUAACUGUCCAGUAUCUCUGAUAGAAAUUCUGGGGCGGUUGGUUAGCCUAGUAGUGGUUCGUUUGCUCGUCACGUUGAAGGCCUGGUUCGAAUCCCCACAUGGGUACAAUGUGUGAAGCCCAUUUCUGGUGUCCCCUGCUGUGAUAUUGCUGGAAUAUUGCUAAAGGCAGCGUAAAACCAAACUCACUCAGUGACCAGGGUUUUAACUUGACUUGCAAACAUGGUUUUUUUGUGGACCACUUAUUAUUAGUUUUAGGUUUCCUUGCAGGUAAUGUGAGGGUCCUGUGAAGUAAUGAUGAAGAGAACUGUAUGUUUUGAUAAUUUCUUUACCGCCUCCGUGGUGUAGUGGUUAAAGCGUCCACCCGGAGAGCGGAAG